This is a messenger RNA of Mizuhopecten yessoensis (Yesso scallop), 4375 nucleotides long. Its product is annotated as protein inturned-like. Lineage: Eukaryota; Metazoa; Mollusca; Bivalvia; Pectinida; Pectinidae. Gene Ontology annotation, biological process: vesicle-mediated transport; cilium assembly; nervous system development. Bases 861 to 3566 code for a protein of 901 amino acids. The record is from RefSeq and is a predicted model, not a curated record. Gene Ontology annotation, molecular function: protein binding. The transcript has 19 exons. Gene Ontology annotation, cellular component: cilium; cytoplasm.
UUUAGUGCUUACUCCCCCAAACUCGCCGUUUCGUAUAUAAACUAAACACAUGACAAAUUGUAUUAGCAUUUUAUCCACCAGUCAACUGUUAAUACUAGUCGAUAAAUGAGUUCAGUCGGUCGACUAUACAAUACACAGGCAUAUAAGGAAAGUGUUUAGUUUUUCUUAAGUAUCAAGAUAUGUGAAAUAAUUACAGGAUUAGGGCGAUCAUAUUGCUAAUAGUUUAAAAGCUAUCGUGGGGGCUGUUUAUGAAAAUGGACUUAAGUUUCAAUAAUAAUGCUAUUGUUUAAUUUGACCACCUCAAAUAUACCUAGGUAUGCACUGCGCUGCCAAACGAUAGAUAUGGAUAUUUAAAUUUACCUGACACCCAGAUUAGCCUAAGUGUUCGCUUGAUAAUGCCAAUAAUGAAUGUACUUGUGACCGUAUUCUGUUGUACACAACUCGUAGUCGUCAACUCGGACGCCGAAGUCAAUUAAUUCGGACACUGAAUGGACACUAGAACGGACUUAUCUUGACCAAGCUUCCUCGUACUAGUUGUGAUAUAACUUUAAUGUGCUGUUUUCAGUCUGUGAUAAAGUGCUACAGUGCAGAACAUACAACUUUGUUAAUUAUGUAAAUUGUGUUUUAACUGUUACGAGAGGACGACUUUGCCAAGAAGUUGCCAUACUGAAUUUGAGAUUACGAACAAACGACUGCAAUGUAUCGCCCCCAAGCGUACAUUCUGCUGCUGCGGUAGGGAUGGAAGCGCUGUGACGUCCAGUAUAUUAAAAGGUGGAUUUUUGAUACCUUGUGAUCGGAUAACCCAGAACCAGGGAAAUUCUACUCCGAAAAUCCGAUGGUGGUAGUAACAGCUGUCUACAAUGUUUGGACUACGGAUUCCGAUAUCAAAGGCAUCCAUCGGGAACGACUUUGACAGCGUGCAGACGAUUCUUUCAAACAGUGUUUACAAAAAUGCGUCAUCAUUUUGGACAUCUCGAGCUAACAGCAAAGGUCAUGUUGUAUACUUAGAGGUCAGUCCGGAAGCUGGACAGCUGAAAAAGUCAUCUAGUGGACAGAUUUGUGUGUGUGGAGCAGCCCACAAUGGAUUUUCCACUGACGAUACAGGCUACGGGACAGAUACGGAGAUGGACAACCUAUCUCGGCUAACUCAAAAAUAUGAUGAUCCUCCAUUCUCUACCUCAACUUUAUCUUCAGAAAGUGUUCAACAUAGAAACAGUAGCAGAAAAUCAACCAAACACAAACAGAAUUUGAAAGAAAAUUAUCAUUUAUUCAGAAAUGGUUUGACACAUGAACCAGAUCUAGUGUGUACUUGUUCAAUAGAAGAUAAUUGUGAUGCCCUGGAUUUCUUCAAUAUGGAAAAUAUAAGAGAAAUUAAUUUGAAGUUAAAUCUGCAGAAUUCUAAAUUGAUAUCAGUGGAUAAGUCGAGGAAGGUUGGCCAUGUUGGUAGGGCUUUGUGCAAAGGUUUGCUGGGAAUAGUUCCAGGCCAUUUUCAGUCCGGUGCUAAAAGAGGAAAAGAAAAUGGUAUGCGACUUUGUGUUCGAGGAUUUGUGCGGGAUGGACCUGCAUCAAAAAAAUCUAACAUUCAUAUAGGAGACUGCCUGCGUCUGGUUAACGGGCGAGAGGUCACCUGGGACAAUAUUGACGACGUGUUCACCAGCAUCAUAGACAGCAAGCAGGUGCGGAUUGUGUUACAAGAUGUGUCCAGGUCGGCCACUGUUCCAGUCCUGGUUAAGGAGAAAGUGUCGACAGACGAGGAAUCUCUAGUCAGACUUGUAACCGGGAUCUGCUUUGAUGAUGCAGAACCAACUGAACCAGGGGAGAUAACCCAAUACUCAAUUGUCUACCUCGACACAGAAAAACUCAAAUCUGAGGAAAAUGUCUGUGAUGAAGAUGUUCUGUACCGAUACCCAGCAGACAAAGAUCACGACCUGCUGCAAAAGUUACGAGGAUGUUUUGUCACCAUCCAUCAACUUUUAUUGGAUAUCUCAGAAUCAACUGUCAAAAAAACCACCAUCCAGCAUGAAGGGGAGACAAUCCACGUCAGUUACCACACAGAGGAAAAUGGCCUAUUGCUUGUUAUGUAUCCAGCAAAAAAAGUUAUUCCAGCAAUACUACCCCCUCUAGUAGAAGACAUCGUACGGGUUCUGCGUGUCCAGUAUGGGUCCGUCACUGAGGCCUUUUCUUCCACUGACCACGUCCAGGAGCUGGACAGUUUUUUCUGCCUGUUCCAUCACAGUCUUGGAGUGUGUACGCUGCAAUCCAACACACUCCCCAACCACUCAUUGGGACUUGGUGCUACAAAAUGUCUCAGCUGUUUCAACAAUGUGCAAUAUUUACCUCUCUACACUAGUUUUAAGGACAAAAUAGAAAAAAUAGUGAAUAGCUUUGAAGCUGCCGAUUUCUUUGAUAUGUCUGACAGUUUCUAUGGAUGUAGGAGAUCUUAUACCAUCUUAGGAUCGUGUCUGUUUUACAAGGCCAAGUUACUGUGCAAUCACCUACCGAAGAAUGACCUCUGUGACCUUCAUUUGUACCUACGGUACCACAACCUAUUAAACCUGAGCAGCCGCGGAGGGAUGGAUCAACUUGUCAUUUGGCGAGAGGUUCAUCCGACACGUCAAUGGUACGACCUCGGUGAAGAACAGAUGUUUGGCUACUCAGAACCGGUCACGGCUCGUUGGUUCUGGCUCAUCGUAGGCUACAAACAUAGCCUGCUGUGUGUACUGUUGGAAGCAGGAGGAUGCACAACAAAAUUGCCCGCCAUGUGUAUGCCUGAUCCAUUCUACAUAGACCAGUGCCGGGCUACACUGAUGCAGAUAGUCGCCCUUGGCUUGCCUGCCCACUGUGAUACCAGUUACAGUAGUCCUGUUCAGACCAUGAUUUGUCCCAUGAGGAACAACACUUUGUCACCCAUCUCUCCCUCUAAGAACACUACAAGUGACUUUACCAGUUCCCUAAGGAGACAGACACACACUCUGACGAGGAAAGACUCGUUCCAUUCGGACGGUUCAUCUACUAGUAACUCUAGCGGAGGCAGUAUUAUGAAGAAAGAAACACCUACAAAAAUGCGACUUUUCCAAGUAGACUACAGCCAUAGUAAUGAAAUGGCGCAGGACGUUCUGAAAAGCAGGAAAAUAAAAUUAACUGUUGGUGCUGAGAAUUGUCUUCUCCACUUCUUACACAUUGACAAGAUUGACGGGGUGUUUGUCAGCCCGACUUUGGAGACAAACGAGUUGGAGAAGGAUAUUGCUCACAAUUUUCACCUCUGCUGUACCCAGAUCAAACACAUGUUUGACAGAUACAGAUAUCGAAAGAAAUACCCAAUGAGAGAUGAACGUGAGAACGACUAUCGUAUUCCGUCCUGUCCAGAUCCAAGCUUCUAUCACAUCCGUGAGGAAGGGGUCUUGUUUCAACUGCCCCAGUCUGACAUGGACCAUAAAGUCCCAGAAUCUUACUGGGUUGUUGGACGCCAAAGAUCCAAGACUGAGCUUUACGUAUGCUUUAAGGAUGGUAUCCCACAGAAUUUAGUGGAGUUGGCCUUCAGAAUGGGAUUCGGCCUUCAAGUUUAAACUGUUUUGUGAGAAAGAAUGACCUGAUACCAACAGCAUUUAAACAUGUCAAGAUUCUUCUAUCUAAACGAGACCAGAUACACAACAUAUUAUCAAGAAAAAUAUUGCAAUAAAGUUUCUGUACCUCUCAAUUAUUUGAAUUCCACAUUUGACUUAACGAGGAAUUCAGCUUUCCAAUGGGGAAAAUAGUCCAAACAGGAAUUAUGUUGUUCAAGGAAAAAUUAGAAAAAAUCUGUUGAAAUAAAGACACCACACUCAUCUUUUUUCUGUGUCUGGAACCUAUAUUUAUUUUCUCAGACUGAAUGGUAUAUCAACAUAUAUAAACAGUAGUACAUUUUCAUGGCAUGGAGUAUUACGACACAUCUAACAAAGUUCCCCUUGUUAAGUCGGUUAGACAAGAACAACUUGUACUAUGCAAUAUAAAGUAAACAAAUUAAGUUCUGUACAUACAUGUGCUAAGAGAUUGAGAAAUAUUUUCAUACUAUUUCAUUUUAUCAGAGAAAAUUAUUCUGAAAAUUAAGCAGUUACAUGACUUUGUCCAAGAAAAACAAAUAUCUGAUAGUUUUUGCUGAAUCGGGAUACACACAUGUAUCGGGAUACACACAUGUAUCGGGAUACACUCAUGUAUCGGGAUACACACAUGUAUCGGGAUACACACAUUUAUCGGGAUACACACAUGUAUCGGAUACACACAUGUAUCGGGAUACACUCAUGUAUCGGGAUACACUCAUGUAUCGGGAUACACACAUGUAUCGUGAUACACACAUGUAUCGGGAUACUCACAUGUAUCGCGAUACACACAUGUAUCG